AUGGCUGCUCCUCCACUGCCCACGAGGGCCAGAACUGCUAAUGAUUCCGAUGAUGACGUCGUGACCGAGGGAGACCCUUCAAGCACCGCCGGCCUGUUGGUCGAGCGGUUGCAGGCCUGGAAACACAUGUGUGGCUAUCUCGAGAACUACAUCUCUGCGGUUGCAAAGGAGCAGGCCGGUCGGGCCAAAGAACAAGAGAAAGUCUUGAAGACACUGUCGACUCCUCUCCGUGAGGCCCAUCACUUCGAUCCCGCGUUGGGCGGCGUCGCUGGUUUGUUUGAGAACUUGCGGGCCAACACCCAGGGGCAAAUCAAUCUGCACACCGAGACCUCCAAGAACCUCACGGGAUCAGUGCUUCCCAUCCUCGAACGUUUGCACGCCGAGAUCAAGAACAAGCACAAAGAAAUCUCCAACGGCACGGGGAAAGGGACCAAGGCUGUUGAGUCGGCGCGCUCUCAUUCACAAAAGCACAUUGAGCUGCUGGGCCAACAGGCUGCGCAUUUCGACUCCUCUGGGGGCAGGGUGUCUGCACAACAUGACCCUUACGUGGUCAGGCGAGGAACUCUGUAUCGACUCAACAAACAGUUGCUAGAAGAGAACAACAACAGACAAGAUCUGAUUGCGGUCCAGAACUCCUUUGCCAAGUUUGAGACGUACGUCGUGCAGACGGUGCAGACUGCGCUGAACCAGUAUAACCAAUUUAUGAGCGGCCAGGCAGACCGACAAAAGGCCAUGUUUGGCGACAUUGCCUCCACCGCAAGCAAUAUCCCGCUGGACUUUGAAUGGAAUGGAUUCACCAAACGAAACCAGCACAUCCUGGUCAACCCGAAUGCCCCACCGAGGACGAUGGAUGCUGUGUCGUUUCCCAACGACAAGCAUCGUUCUACCAAGCCGCUCGUCGAAGGCACCCUAGAGCGCAAAUCUCGUGGGAUGGGUGCUCUCAAAGGCUACAGCAGUGGUUACUAUGCUGUCACUCCAGCCGGUUAUCUGCACGAGUACAAAGACAAUGACAACUUUCAGAAAGACCCGAAUCCCGAGCACUCGUUGUACCUCCCGGACUGCAUCAUCGGGGCUGUGGACGGGCAGAAGUUUACGAUCAAAGGGAAAGAUUCUUCGGGUAGUAAAUUGGGACAGAAGAUGGCCAUUACUUCAGAUUUCCAGUUCAAAGCGCUCACCAACUCGGACGCGCAGCAAUGGCACACAAUCAUUGCCAGUUUCGCCAAUUCAUCCAACAGCCUACCCACGAGCCCGACAGAGUCCCGCAAUAUUACCCCCAUCACCACUAGGAUGGAAGAGAACCAGACGCAGGGCGUGAUCAGCGGACCAACAAGUGCAUCAACACCCAAGACUGCGCAGCCAACGAGCGCCACUUCUGCCGCCACACCGUCUUCGGCUGGCGCCUUCAACCCCGAGCUCGGUUCAAACUCGUUGGAAGACAAGAAAACCGCGGGAAAGUAG
Fonsecaea nubica is the source of this 1458-nucleotide messenger RNA. RefSeq lists its product as hypothetical. Bases 1 to 1458 code for a protein of 485 amino acids. Lineage: Eukaryota; Fungi; Ascomycota; Eurotiomycetes; Chaetothyriales; Herpotrichiellaceae. The transcript has a single exon. The record is from RefSeq and is a predicted model, not a curated record.